AUUUGAAUCAAGUACAGAAGAGAAUCUCUCUCUGCACACAUCAUCUGACGAAGAGUUCAUACAUAUACAUCUGAUCAAUACCAGGCAAGUAAGAAAGAAGAAAUGGGGAGAGGCAAGAUAGAGAUAAAGAGGAUAGAGGACCGAACGAAUAGACAGGUGACCUUCUCAAAGCGAAGGACUGGACUUUUAAAGAAGGCGCAUGAGCUCUCCAUUCUUUGUGACGCUCAGCUUGGGCUAAUCGUAUUCUCGAGCUCGGGUAAGAUGUAUGAGUACUCGAACCCACCUUCGAGCAUGUCAAGCAUCAUAGAGAGGUACCAAGGAAUGUCAAGCUCUUAUAUCCCAGAGUACCCUAAUGUGUACAAUGAUGAGAACUUGCAGAGAAUGUGUUGGGACAUGAGGGCAUUAAAGUUAGAGAAUGACAGGCUUGAGGCGAACCUCAAGACCCUAAGAGCUGAAGACUUAUCAAACCUAGAUAGUGAUCAGUUACAACAAGUAGAGGAACAACUUGAAUGCUCCUUGUCUAGAGUUCGUGCAGAAAGGAAACAACUACUAAAGCAGCAAAUGGAGAGCCAACAUAAAAAGGGGCGCCAAUUGGUUGAUGAGAACAACUACAUAUCGUCUCUUAUAAGGGCGCAUGAAGCAAGGAGGGAGCAUUAUCCGGCAUUGUUCCAUCAGCUUGGGAGCUUCUACGAACAUGGAGGUGAAUCAUCACAAAUUCCAAUCAAUUUCACUCCUCACCAACAUGAAUUUCGCUUGCAGCCCACACAGCCAAAUUUGCAAGAGGCUUGCAUCCAACACCUUGGUUUGAACUUAUGAGGCUUGAGGAGGUGAGGAACACAAAAGAAGGACUACAGUAUGCUCUUGAUGGAGUGAUUUGAUGAAAUUCAAAAUUGUAGGAUUAGAGUAUACUCUUGAUGGAGUGUUUUGAUGUAAUUAGAUGAAAUUCCAAAAGGUAGGAUCACAGUA
This is a messenger RNA of Amborella trichopoda, 966 nucleotides long. Its product is annotated as MADS-box protein GGM13. Gene Ontology annotation, cellular component: nucleus. Gene Ontology annotation, biological process: positive regulation of transcription by RNA polymerase II. The record is from RefSeq and is a predicted model, not a curated record. Lineage: Eukaryota; Viridiplantae; Streptophyta; Magnoliopsida; Amborellales; Amborellaceae. Gene Ontology annotation, molecular function: protein dimerization activity; RNA polymerase II transcription regulatory region sequence-specific DNA binding; DNA-binding transcription factor activity.